GGGAAUUGCAGUCCCCGCUCCGCUCUGUCCUGUCACAGGACUUUUUGCCCUCUGUUCCUGGGUCCCUCAGGCGGCCACCCAGUGGGCACACUCCCAGGCGGCGCUCCGGCCCCGCGCUCCCUCCCUCUGCCUUUCAUUCCCAGCUGCCAACAUCCUGGAAGCUUUGAAGCUCAGCAAAGAAGAGAAAUCCAUUGAGAACGGUCUGUAAAGAAUCUACUGAAGCAGUGCAAAAAUGAGGGGAGGAUUUAGGAAGCUCUUAUAAUUACCCAGGUUGUUAUGGCCAUUUGACUAAGUUCUGACGAAACAGGCUGUUCAGUAAGGGGUUAACUCAAGGCUUGGGGUGUUCAAAUUCCACAGAUGCCAAAGAAAAGACUGGCCCUUGACCAUCUCCUAAGAGAUAACCUUGGAGCUUUUGAAGCACCCUAACUGGUGUCCUGGGAAUACCUGCCUGCUUAGACCUUCUGUAAAAGCUCUGUGCAUCCUGCCACUGAGGACUCCGAAGAGGCAGCAGUCUUCUGAAAGACUUCAGCUGUGAGGACAUGUCGUUCAGAUUUGGCCAACAUCUCAUCAAGCCCUCUGUGGUGUUUCUCAAAACAGAACUGUCCUUCGCUCUUGUGAAUAGGAAACCUGUGGUACCAGGACAUGUCCUCGUGUGCCCGCUGCGGCCAGUGGAGCGCUUCCACGACCUGCGUCCUGAUGAAGUGGCUGAUUUGUUUCAGGUGACCCAGAGAGUCGGGACAGUGGUGGAAAAACAUUUCCACGGGACCUCUCUCACCUUUUCCAUGCAGGAUGGCCCCGAAGCUGGACAGACUGUGAAGCACGUUCACGUCCAUGUUCUUCCCAGGAAGACUGGAGACUUUCACAGGAAUGACAGCAUCUAUGAGAAGCUCCAGAAACAUGACAAGGAAGAGGAGGACUCCCCAGUCUCUUGGAGAUCAGAGGAGGAAAUGGCAGAAGAAGCUGCAGCUCUGCGGGUCUACUUUCAGUGACACAGAUCCUGAAUUCCAGCAAAAGAGCUAAUACCAACCAGUUUGAAGAUCCCCCUCCCCACGAGGAACUGAAUCAGCAUGAAAAUGUAGUUUCUUCAUCUCACCAUCCUGUGACUUCAUCCUGUAUUCUUUAAUCAAUGAUCCCCUACCUCGGUCACUCCAACCCCCUUAAAAUACCUAAGACCUAAACCGCUCAGACAGGCAGAUUUGAGGUUUCCCCCUGUCUCCUUAUUCGGCAGCCUUAUGAUUAAACUUCCUUCUCUGCUGCAA
Messenger RNA from Rhinopithecus roxellana (golden snub-nosed monkey), 1259 nucleotides. It is a transcript of the gene FHIT, whose product is annotated as fragile histidine triad diadenosine triphosphatase. The record is from RefSeq and is a predicted model, not a curated record. The coding region runs from base 540 to 989 and encodes 149 amino acids. Gene Ontology annotation, molecular function: ubiquitin protein ligase binding; bis(5'-adenosyl)-triphosphatase activity. The transcript has 11 exons. Lineage: Eukaryota; Metazoa; Chordata; Mammalia; Primates; Cercopithecidae. Gene Ontology annotation, biological process: negative regulation of proteasomal ubiquitin-dependent protein catabolic process; intrinsic apoptotic signaling pathway by p53 class mediator; purine nucleotide metabolic process. Gene Ontology annotation, cellular component: plasma membrane; nucleus; cytoplasm.